Molecule: messenger RNA, 909 nt
Organism: Dicrocoelium dendriticum
Lineage: Eukaryota; Metazoa; Platyhelminthes; Trematoda; Plagiorchiida; Dicrocoeliidae
Source: the annotation of a GenBank genome assembly
UUCCACUAUUUUCAUGACUUUUCCUUCUAACAAUCUCUUGAUGCUAUAGCCGUUACUCAGUAUAACCAACGGCGCGCUAUCUGAUGCAUCGAGCAGGGUGGUUAGGGGUUUGUAUGCUGCUGCUCAGGCCUUUCCGUCUUCUUAUUCCCCUCGCCUUGUCGUUCCGUUACCACUUCACUUUUAACCCCGUGUUCUUAAUCCUCCAUUCUCGGCCCUUCCCCACCUUGCUUGAAUAGUCGAUUGUCUUCUAGUUUCAACUCACACAAUCGCUGGACGUCGCUCCCUUCCAGUCAUCAAGUCCAUGUUCAACCAAGCAGACAAUGUCAGUUCAUCCGUUUCCCCUUUGGAGUUCUCGAUCCUCGCUAGACUGACAUGCCUCUACAGAUUGCCCAACAGGCAACACUUGACCGAACACUCGAGACCCUCCCGAUCGAUAUUUGCUGUUUAUCGGAAACCCGUCUGCAACAUUUGAGCUUUGUGCGUACUCUGCGACCCCCCACAUGCGACACUUGCAGCACAUUCACAUUGCGCCUGUCUGGCGAUGACGCAGCUUCAAAUGCAGGUCAAACUGGCGUCGGCAUUGUUUUGAGUCCCUGGACUGAGGAUGCCCUGAUUGACUGGAUCCCUGUCGACAGCCGGAUGUGCGCCGUUAGAUUAGCUGGCUUGUUCCAGGUCUCAAAGUCGCGAGUGGACAAAUGGUGCCUGUUUGUCAUUACAGCUUACGCCCCCACAAACUGCAGCUCUGAUUCGGUGAAAGAUGAUUUUACUAUCACCAACUUAACGAUCUCCUUCUUUACAGAAGAAGCACGGAUACUGUGGUGCUUACUGUUGAUCUCAACGCACAAGUCGUACAAUUGUCCUCUGAAGUGCUUCAUCUGGGCUGCCAACGGGGUGUAGACUCCCGUAGCG